GUAAAUAUUCCUUCAUGUGCGUAUUUUCGCACUCUCGGAUUUUGGAGGAAAUAGUUGUACCUGUUGAGUGGUUCUACUUCCUUGUGCGUUCAUUUCAGGGAUGCAAGGGGUGGAGGUGACCUAUCUGGCAAUGCAGCAGUGCGGCACUGUAGUAAAUGUCUGCCCCCGCCGCGGGCGCUUGUCGUUUUGUCAGGUGUACGUGCAGCUGCGAGGGAUGGUCGACUUUGACGUGGAGAUCAAGAAGCUCCAGAAGCAGCUGGACACCAAGAUCGAGCCUCAAAUCACCAUGCUCGUGAAGAAGAUGGAAGCCCCCGGGUACGAGGACAAGGUCCCAGAGGCCGUCCGAGAGACCAACUCCAAGAAGAAGGCCGAGUUCGAGGCGCAGAAGGACAGCGUCCUCAAGGCCAUGCAGCAGUUCGAGGGGCUCAAGAUCUAGCUCGUCGACUUGGGCGUUCGUCUAUUUGGUUCGUUUAUGGAUGUACCAGUAGGUUUGGUAGCAAGGCGGGGGCUACUCUGAGGUCGUUCGAAAACCCGGGGGCCGCGUGGUGCAAUGGUCGUCGUGGUUUGGUGUUGCCAUUAAGGCGGAGAGCUGUAGAAGCCGAGCCGCCCCCUGAUGCCUCGUUGUAGCAUGCUGAGCUUUGCUUUGCUUUGGGUUUGGGCCAUACAGGAGCCCGAAGGUCCCUCUUGCUGCUGAGCUUUUCCUUGCUUUGCUUGCUUUGGGCCAUACAGGAGCCCCCGGCCCUAUUGGUGCGGCAACAAGUUGAAUCUGGUCGAAGGAAGCACCCGAUGCGUUGCUUGUUCGGUCAGUGUGAUGCUGUAUCAGCAGCGCUUGCGUUUCUUGUCAGUCAGCGAUCAAUGAAGUACACCUAAAAUAGAGGUAUGAAAGGGCGCAAUGUUGCAUUUUUUUCUGUUCUUCGCAUCGCGUGACUUGUGAUGCCUCUCGUACCCCCGGCGUCGGGGUGAUAAAAACAGCCGUGGUUUUGGUUGGCUCUCUUGGGCAUCAAACACACGGGGAUUGCUCGUCAGCUGGAAAUCCUCGCCCACGCCUUCGCAUUAGAGAAGCUCGUCGGAGGGCUCCAGAGCAAGCGCUGUUGUGUUGGCGGCGGUUAGGCUCCCCUCUCUUUCCCCGUCUCCCCUCUUACAUCGUGUGUGGCUGGAACCAGAAUACGUGCAUCAAAACUGCUGUAUUUGUGCGUGAAGUGUGGAGUGCUGCUUGGACUGACCGCAGCUUCGUAUCGUGUUUGGAGGAAGAAAGUUAUCGCAACAUGUGCACCCUACCUUCCUCACUCUAUUCGUCCACCAGGCAGCGGACGG
Messenger RNA from Ectocarpus sp. CCAP 1310/34, 1314 nucleotides. The record is from the annotation of a GenBank genome assembly. Lineage: Eukaryota; Phaeophyceae; Ectocarpales; Ectocarpaceae.